Messenger RNA from Cyclopterus lumpus (lumpfish), 5141 nucleotides. It is a transcript of the gene kdm4ab, whose product is annotated as lysine (K)-specific demethylase 4A, genome duplicate b. Gene Ontology annotation, biological process: chromatin remodeling. Gene Ontology annotation, molecular function: histone H3K9 demethylase activity; histone H3K36 demethylase activity. The record is from RefSeq and is a predicted model, not a curated record. Gene Ontology annotation, cellular component: nucleus. The coding region runs from base 206 to 3940 and encodes 1244 amino acids. Lineage: Eukaryota; Metazoa; Chordata; Actinopteri; Perciformes; Cyclopteridae. The transcript is spliced from 23 exons.
GUGGUAAACAAAAUCCGAGAUGCGUGUGCAUGCGUAGACGUGGUAAUGGAGGAUAGUGAUCUAUUCACUGGGGGGUUAGUUAGCAAGCUGUCUUCUCUCUCCUGUGCUAAUAACUGAUCUUUCUAUUGAUUACGAUCGAUUUGCAACUCAAAGGAAUAAGGUCCUAAUCAACUGAGAGGAGGCGGAGCUGCCAUUGAGUUUUGGGAUGGCGUCAAAUGUGAUUUCCCAAAGCAAUGGUUCCAAGGGGAUCAUGACCUUUUACCCCACUCCUGAGGAAUUCAAGAACUUCAGCCGCUACAUUGCAUAUGUGGAGUCCCAAGGAGCACACAAAGCAGGCCUGGCUAAAAUUGUCCCACCAAAGGAAUGGAAGCCCAGAAAAUCUUAUGACGAUAUAGACGAUUUGGUGAUCCCUGCACCCAUUCAGCAGGUGGUGACAGGCCAGUCGGGCCUUUUCACACAAUACAACAUUCAGAAGAAGUCCAUGACUGUGAGAGAGUUUCGCAAGAUUGCCAACAGUGACAAGUUCUGUAGUCCACAUUAUGAUGACUUUGAGGAGCUGGAAAGGAAGUACUGGAAGAACGUGACAUUUAACCCUCCCAUAUACGGGGCCGAUGUCAAUGGAUCUCUUUAUGGCCCUGACGUCAAAGAAUGGAACAUUUGCCAUCUUAACACUAUUUUGGAUACUGUGGAAUGUGAAAGCGGCAUCACUAUUGAGGGUGUUAAUACACCCUACUUGUAUUUUGGCAUGUGGAAGACCACCUUUGCAUGGCACACUGAGGACAUGGACCUCUAUAGUAUCAACUACUUGCACUAUGGAAAGCCCAAAUCAUGGUACUGUGUUCCUCCAGAGCAUGGGAAACGAUUGGAGCGUUUGGCUAAAGGGUUCUUUCCUGGUAGCUCCCAAAAUUGUGAGGCUUUUUUAAGGCACAAGAUGACUCUCAUCUCUCCCUCUAUACUAAAGAAGUAUGGCAUUCCAUUUGAAAAGAUUACUCAGGAGGCUGGUGAGUUCAUGGUAACUUUCCCCUAUGCCUAUCAUGCUGGUUUCAAUCACGGUUUCAACUGUGCAGAAUCCACCAACUUUGCCACAGAGAGAUGGAUUGAGUACGGCAAGCAAGCUGUUUUGUGCUCAUGCAGAAGAGACAUGGUGAAGAUUUCUAUGGACGUAUUUGUGAAGAAAUUCCAGCCAGAUCGCUAUGAACAGUGGCUGGCAGGGCGAGAUGUGUUACCCAUUGACCACACACGGCCCACCCCAGAGGCGAAGGAGUUCCUGGGCGAGUCCUUUAAUGACAUCACCGGUAACUCCAUGGAGAGCUGUGGCGAUGAUGGGGAGCGAAAGAGCACGACACAGAGGAUAGAGACAAAGAGACACAGAGUCUGUCUGGAAGUGCCUGAGGAAGUGGUUCCCAAGAAUGAAGAUGAGGAAGAUGUGGAGCAGUAUGGGAAGCGUCCCAGGCUCAGCCUUAUACCUCCACGUACUACGUCACAAGAUGGCAAGAGAAAUAAAGGCCCACCAAAGUUGGUUGUCACACCAACCAAGCUCACUUUAUUGGAUCCAUUUCACAGGAGCCUAACCCAAAGUAACAGUGAUGUAGGCCGCCCCCCACAUUAUACCAAGACUCGCGCACCUGCGAUCUCAUCUCAGUCCCAGCCCAGAAAUGGAUAUUUAUCAGUUUCAGCAGCACCUUCAUGGACAGAAGCCACCACUCAACCUGCCCGCAAAAUGGGGGUAGCCAGCCUGCUCUUCCACAGAACUAUGAGUCCAAAAGAAACUCUUCAGGUGCACAGCUACACUAUAGAAAAGCAGCAGCUGCAGCCUCACACACAACUGCUGGUGCACAGCUAUGCUAGAGAGCAUCAACCACGGCAUCUCCAGCACAAAACCUGCACAUUAACCCACACACAGGUUCAGUCCUCGCCACAGCCAGAAUCUAAGAUUAUUGUUACCAACGCAUCACUGAAUCAAUCAGAAGCAGAGGGUCUUGUCGAUGAGGGCCAAAAGGAGGACACACCUGAAAUAUCGAUGCCUGCUGAGGUUCAAGCUGAGGUUCAAGCUGAGGUUCAAGCUGAGGUUCAGAAGCCUGACGUGAAGAAGCCUGACGUGAAGAAGCCUGACGUGAAGAAGCCUGACGUGAAGAUGCCUGACUUGAAGAUGCCUGACUUGAAGAAGCCUGACGUGAAGAAGCCUGACUUGAAGAUGCCUGACGUGAAGAUGCCUGACGUGAAGAAGCCUGACUUGAAGAUGCCUGACGUGAAGAUGCCUAAAGUUGAGCUCACCUGCAAUUCUACACAGAACACCAAUCCACAAAUCCAUCUCCCAGUGAUGAGCAAAACAGUGAUUGAGGCCUCCAAGCACAACAAGCGAAAGAGUAACCAAUCCCCCCUUGUGGAUAGUGGCAUUAUCGCCCCGAAUGACACCAUUCCUGUCCAGAAACCAAUCUGUGACGAGGUGAAGGUGAUCUCUCAGAAUCAACACCAGGUGUCAGAAGAGCAGUCAUACUGCAAGUCUGUCAUAAAGAAGCAACAGCUGCAGGCCCAGCUCUGCAAGCUGCCCCGUCAUCACCCUCUCAUCAGGGAGGUGCACAGUGACAAUGAAGAGUACAUAGACGAGGAGUUUGAGCAAGAGGAGAAAGAGGAGUGGGCAAAGCCGUUAACUCAGUUGUGGCAGUGUCGCCCAUAUAACCCUCAGGCAGAGAGAGAGUACAACAAGAGCAUGGGCCAGCAGGCGCCCUACUGCUCCAUCUGCCUGGUCUUCUACAGUUACCAUGAGUCAGACUCUAAUAGUGGGAGUUCCAGCGUGACGUUGGUGAACCGUCCAGGAGGCCACCAGUGGUCCAAGCCGCUCAUCCCGGAAAUGUGUUUCAACACCCAAUCUAGCAAGACAAAUGAUAACGGGGAGGGACAGCUGUCUAACCCCCAUGUAGCAGAGGACGGGACCAGCCGGCUGGUCAGCUGUGCUCAGUGUUGUGUCCGCGUACAUACAAGUUGCUAUGGCGUGAAUGGGGACGAAGCAGAACUAGACGACUGGUUGUGCGCCCGUUGUGAGGCGAAUGCCACCACGGAGGACUGCUGUCUGUGCUCCUUGAGAGGCGGCGCUCUGCAGAGAGCCAACGAUGACAAGUGGGUUCAUGUGCUGUGUGCCAUCACUGUGCUGGAAGCUCGCUUUGUCAACAUCACUGAGCGAGGCCCCAUUGACCUCUCUACAAUCCCACUGCCUCGGUUCAAGCUGAAGUGUGCAUACUGCAGGAAACGGAUGAAGAGGGAGGUGAAUGGCUGCUGUGUCCAGUGCUCCCACGGGCGCUGCUCAACGGCGUUCCACCCCACCUGCGCUCAGGCAGCUGGAAUGAUCAUGCACCCAGAUGACUGGCCGUUUAUAGUCUUCAUCACCUGCCACAGGCACAAAGCGCCGAGCAUACCAGAGCGCAACAAGGCGUCCAUGCGUGAGCUGUCGGUUAAGCAGAGGGUGAUCUGUAAAUACAGAAACGCCCGAUACUACCACAGUGAGGUGGUGGAACUGACCGCAGCCACCUUCUACGAGGUUGUGUUCGACGACGGCUCCUACAGCAACAACCUCUUCCCAGAGGACAUCGAGAACCGUGACUGUGGCCGGCUCGGUCCACCAGCUGAAGGUGAUGCUGUUCAGGUGCGAUGGACAGAUGGGUUGAUAUACGGAGCCAAGUUUAUGGCGUCGCACUCCAUCCCCAUGUACCUGGUGGAGUUUGAGGAUGGAUCACAAAUCACUGUCAAGCGAGAAGACAUCUACACUCUAGACGAGAAUCUUCCCAAACGAGUCAAGUCACGAAUGUCGGUGGCGUCAGACAUGCGUUUUGAGCUCUUCUCACAGAGCGACGUCAAGGAGAAUUCCAAAAGGCAACGGGUCAUCAACUCUCGAUACAGACAGGACUACAUUGAGCCCGUCAUUUACCGAGCCAUCAUGGAGUGACAUCCAUUUUCCUUUCUCUCUCCGGCUUUCCACUGCUCCUCCUCGGCCUCAUCAACUCACCGCAAAGAGAUGCAGUACCAUAUCUUUGUUUCUUCCUCUGGCCUCUUUGUUUCUGGCUACUGCUGAUAGGAAUGGACACCCCCCCUCCUCUCCCUCCUCCUCCACUUUAUCUUCAUCUUCUUCCACUGCCUGUCAGGCUACAUAUUUAUAAACUACGGCUGGGACUUUUAAUUACUUUAGUUUGCAUUAAAUAAUAUUCUUUGACUUGUGUUUCCCAUCACACUCGUAGAUUGUUUUCUUGCUCCAUUUCAUUUAGUUUUUUCUUUUCUCAGGUAGAAACCAUUGUGGAUUAUCACUUAUGUAAAAGAUUUGACUAUCUAAUUUGGGAAAGAUAUUUAUUUCUCUACCACCACAUUUACCAACUGUAAAGGAAACUUUACACAUUAUACAAUGGACAGUUAAUCUAAUUUUGUGACAUUUCUUCUAUAAAUCACUGUUUGCUCUUGGCUUACUGACUUAAGUUAUUUUUAUAAAACAAUUUAUCAUAUGCUUGGGAAUAAGAUUUUAAAGGAAGUAUCAUUUUGGCAAAAAUAAUUUCACUCAUGAAAUUGAACAAAUGUAAACUAUGAGCAAAAUCAGCUGUUUACUACAAAAUAAAGUUUAUUGAUGUAGAACUGUUAACUUGUUACCCCAAAGAAAUUAAAUAAUAUCUCAACGUGCAUCUACUGUGAAGACAGAAGACAACUCAACAUCUUUCAAAGGCCCAAGCCUUACAUUUCAAAGGGCCUAACAUACUUUGAUUUUUGUAAAGCUUAUGGUUUAUUAUAACUAUUGUAAUUAAUAAUGUUCACACUUUAUUUAUGCGAGUGCAUUGAGUUUAAGAAAAAAAGCUAUUUUUGUCAUGUCCUUUUCACAAUCUGUAGAAAACCUAAGAUGUAUUUAUAUUUAUUAUAUUGAUAGGUUUUCAGACAUCCUGUUUAAAUUUUGAGACUCGUUCCCUGUUCUGGGAUUGAAGAGUGAAUGCUAAUCGGUCUUAAGUCCCUCUCGAAACAAAAAGCACUUAUUUUUACCUCCUGCCUCAGGAGAUUUACCAUUUUGUCGACACAUGGCCUCCACUAUGUUUUUCAUAAAAGUUGCUCUAGAGGUGAACAUUGUAACCAGGUUCCAGUUUGACCACAAAUAAAUGAAAAGUUUUCUCUGA